UCAAUAUUUUAGCAGAUGGAGAAGGCAUUGAGUUUGGAGAUAGAUGACUUUUCGAAGAAGAACAAUGGGAUAAAGUCCGAUAACUUCUCAAGUGGUGGCUGCGAAUGGUUUGUUAAGGUGUAUCCCAAGGGAUACCGUUGCUCUGAUCACUUGUCUCUGUUCCUACACGUUGUGAAUCCUGAAUCAUUGAGACGUGGAUGGAAAAGGAGAGCUAUUUAUUGCUUCGUUUUAUCGAAUCAAUCCGGCCAAGUUCUAUACAGAUCACCAAAUGAAAGCAAGUGCGAUUUGUUCUGCGCUGAGGUCCCAAACUGGGGUUGCCAGAAGACGUUGCCUCUUACCGAGCUAGGGUUCCUGGAAAAGAACAAACUAACCGUUGAAGUCUACAUCAAAGUAGUUGAAGUUGUUCAUCAAGGAAAAUCAACCGAGAAUGAUAUUAUAGAUUUUAAUGGUUUCCAAAUCAUUGCUUCUCAAGCUUUUUCAGUGGCCAAUAUUGUCUCACAGGACCCAUACUUUGUAGUAGAUUUCAGACCGGAGAACCAAUGGGUCCAAACAAAGUAUAUGUAUCUCCUUGGCCUUGUCGAGACACUGAGCAAGUCUCCACAGAGCUUGUCUGCGACUGAACUAAGCAAUGCUCAAAGAGAUUUGACUGCACUGACUGAAGCAGGCUUCAAGCUCGACUGGUUAAAUUCAAAGCUUGAGGAGGUUUCCUUGGAGUGGAAGAAAGCAUCACAUUCUGAUGGAUCUUCUGUCCAACAACUCAAGGAACAGGUCAAGAAUGUGGAAUUGUCUUUGUCGGAUCUCAUUGUUGAACUGGAGAAUGUGAAGAUUAAAUCUGCUGCUGCUGCCAAAGUUUCUUCGUUUCAGUUUAUAGAUUUUCUUAUUAAGAAAUUCUUUCUCUCUUGCUUCUCAUUCUCAAAAUCCUAGCUGAUCUAUGUUUUAUAGAUAUAGCUUUCAGGAGUUUCCAUCUAAACAAAAAUAAUUGGUCAAUGCGUUAUGAUCCCAUUAACAUUGAGGAUGAUUAUAUGUUUGAGCUCUUAUCAAGCUAGUUUAAAUUCUUAUUCUUUUUCAUUAUCUGUUCUGAUCACUUUUUGUUACAUAGUAUAAUAACCAUUAAGCAAUUCAUUCUCUUUACUUUUUUUUCCCUGAAAUUCAGUAUCCGUUUGGUGGUCCUCUCUUGCUAUUGUGUAGACAAUGGUGGAAUUUUUUUUAAGUAUAGUUACUUAGUCCAGCUUUCUCUUUUUUUUUUUGAAUAAAAGUCCAGCUUUCUCAUACUUCGACUUGGGGGUUUUGAUGGAAAUUUGAUGAUUAUAUGAAGAAACUUAGUCUUAUGAUGUUUAACCUCUUGAGCACUGUAUAUAUAUAUGUAUGGUGUUAUCAUAUAAAUAGAGAUGUUCAUGAAUCACAAUACCAUUAUUAUCUAUAUAUAUAUAUAUAUAUAUAUAUAUCUUUAUAUAUAAAAGAGAGUUUGAUCUCUCCUGGUGAAGCCACCUCAGCAUCCAGGUCACAAAUUCGUGCUCUGUCGUGCUGACACGUGUCGCCUUCCCUCUCAACGCAGCGUUUCAUUAAUGUAUGGCGUCAUGGGCUUUCCGUUUAUUGUAUGUUACUGGUCUUGGAAUCGUGCAAACAUCCGGCCUGGAAAGUGAAAACAGAAAUACUCUCCCCCUAACCCUAAUACGGCUUAAAAUAACCCACGAAGAUCGUCUCUCAUCUUCAUGCGGCCGCGGUGACGUUUGCGCUUACUGUAACAGACUUCUUUAUGGAUUCCUCUUUAAUCCUGUUGAUUUAUUCUCCCAUGAUGUGUCUUCGAUGCGUUGAUUAGGUCUGAAAGGCGGUGUGUUUUCAGCAUAAAUAUGUGAGCAAUCCUCAUCUGGGACUCAUCUUCUCUUUCAAUUCUCUGAAAGUAUCUCAGGUUAAGCGAGGCGGCGAGGGUCGACACACUCCUCAUGUACGCCAAGGGUUGACAUCGCCAUUAACGAUCGUCUAACUCUUCGACCCACUCCAGCCACGAUUCCCCAUUCAAUGCGUUGUCCCUUUCUACAAGGCGGUAGAUCUCCAGCUAUAAGAAGAUAUGUGUUGUUGAUGAGACCGACCGACGAAGCUGUUUUGAUUACCAGUAUCCAGUUUCAAAGGUCUCGGUUACACUAGAACAAGAAGUUCUCACAACGCUUACACAAAUACAUCGAUUUGUGAGAAUAAUCUUACGUCCCAAGUUUUUCAAAACUAUAAACUGAUUCUUCCAAUGGCGUUCCCACGAGAACAAGCCAAGAAAGAUGACUCUGUUAGUUAAAUACUUGGCAAGUUUCUAUCGAAUUUUCUUAUUCAUUUUUUGUUUAAUUCGUGAGUUGUUUUAAAUUCAAUUUUCUUACUUCAUUUUGAUUGCGUAGAUUGUAAAUUAAAAAACAAGCAAGAUAGGAUACUCGGGGAGGUCAGGAAUGAGAAAGUUGAGCAAUGAUUAAGAGAUGGAUGAGAUUGGGAUUGGGGUUUCAGGGUUGAAUUAUGAGUCUGAUGAGUUGAACAAGAGCAGUAAGACUACUAAGAGUGUUCAAAAUGGAGGAGGUAAUGUAAGAAGAGAAUGCCUGCUAAGAAUCUGAUGGCUGAGAAGAGGAGGAGGUGGGUGAUAGGCUUUAUAUGCUUAGAUCAGUUGGCCCCAAGAUCAGCAAAAUAACAAUUACUUCUCUCUGAUCUCCUCAAGGGCUUCGUCUUCAUCAUUUACUUAUCACCGUUAGAGUUCGAUAGAUUAUGUGUUGUGUUUGUUGCGAUGGAAUUUCAUUAACAACCACAUACAUUAUGCAUUAAACCUCAGACUUCGGUUCGUGUCAAUUUCAAAGAUACCACAUGCAGCUGUUUAUUAGCUUUUCAAAAAAUUUUAUUCACAUACCCA
Brassica napus (rape) is the source of this 2881-nucleotide messenger RNA. Its product is annotated as MATH domain and coiled-coil domain-containing protein At2g42465-like. The record is from RefSeq and is a predicted model, not a curated record. The transcript has 6 exons. Lineage: Eukaryota; Viridiplantae; Streptophyta; Magnoliopsida; Brassicales; Brassicaceae. Bases 16 to 924 code for a protein of 302 amino acids. Gene Ontology annotation, molecular function: protein binding.